ACAUGCACAUACUCAGCGCGGGGAUCCUGAUGUACACGUCGGACCUGCGUUUCCAAGUCAUACAUCCGGACAAGUCCGAGAACUGGACUUUGCAAAUCAAGUCACCCCAGGAUCGCGACUCCGGCAUCUACGAGUGCCAAGUCAACACCGAGCCGAAGAUGUCGCUGAGUUACACGCUCAACGUGGUCGAGGCUCGGGCAAGAAUCGGCGGCCCACCGGACAUCUACGUCAAGACUGGAAGUCUCUUAACAUUGACCUGUAUGAUGUCGCAAGGGCCUCACGACCUCGGAACCGUCGCCUGGUAUCUCGGCGACCGUCUGAUAGUCACGUCUGCACAUUCUGAAAACGACGUCAACGACGAGCCUCGAAUCACCGUCGAAACGGAGUGGAGCGACGCCCUGACGUCAAGGCUCAGGAUCACCCACGCGAAGCCCACCGACUCGGGAAAUUACAGUUGCGUUCCCACGGUUGCGGAAAAAGCCAGUGUCAACGUCCACGUUAUCAAUGGCGAGCAUCCUGCGGCGAUGCAGCACGGGAGCACGGCGGCAGGAUCUCCCUCUUCGAGGACAGUUCUGCUGACGUUGGCAUUCCUUUUGGGGCAGUUGAGAUAAUGUGCGUAGAACCGAAGAGAUCGUAGGCGACGUUCCGCAAAUCCGAAAAAAGAAAAAAAAAGAGAAAGAGAGAGGGAUGAAAUGAAAACGAAGACGACCGAACGCGAGGAGUCGACGGGGGGCAACGUUCUCGGCCAUCCGAGGAUGGAUCAAUCUCAAGGGACGGAGAUUCGGACAUUUACUUGCACUGAGAAGUGUCUGGUGUCGAACAAAAAGUAUCCGAAUAUCCAGGGAAAUCAAUGGCGAGAGGAGAUCCUCUCUAUGGAGGAGAGCAAACACUGGAACUGCACGGGAAAGGAUAAUUUGCUAACGUAGAAUCAGCAAGUAUUGUCUGCGGCAGAGAUUGCUCGUGAACGAGUUAUUUCCCUGUUGAUAAGUGAUUUGUAUGCUCUGUCGCUAUGGUAAGUUCCAAUUUCCCCGCAACUCACGGACGGAAAGGGGGCUUCGAAAGGAAGCAAACGAAUACCCUGGAAAUUGACGAAUCUUCAAGGAACAAUGUCCCGGAAAAUCGAAUCCAUCUUUGUUAGUCAGGUGACUUGAAAGGUCUUCGGGACUCGACCAAAUUCUGCGAUUAAUGGGAGGAAAUUUACGAUAAGGGACUGAGAUGAAUAGAAAAUAUUAAGGAUUUUAGGAAAUCAAGGUAGAUAUCGCCCCGGGAUUACACGGACUGACGUCGUUUCGAACGGCGAUCGAUUUAUCUCGUUGGGAAGUAAUUAACUCCCCCGCUGAGAAAUUACACUUUCCAGGUAACUCGUUAAUCGGAAAGUGGGCUUUUCAAAAUCCGUAAAAGCCACAAAUUGACGGGAGGAAAUUCUCCAGGAAAUGAAAUCCUGGAUAAGUUGGAACCUUGGGAAAUUGAGGACUCAUCCGAGGUGAGAUAUAAGUAAUGUUCAAAGAGAAAUCAUCGAAAGACGAGGGUACUCAAAGGGGAUAAAACUGUGAAAAAUUAUGUGGAAAUUUAGAGGAAAAUUCGUGAAAAUAUGUGCAUCAGCUCAUUUUCUCACGAAGACAAUGCCGACCAACCGAGGCGCAUGUCUUACGGAACGACUAAAAUUAAGAAACUAGAAGGAAUGAAUCCGAAGGGGAACAAUAUCUACAGAGGUAAGAAGAAAAGGCAGAGAAUCGUUGUCGCAAAGGUGUACGUGUCAAAAGUUCUCGCUAUUUCCCGAAUUUCCUUGACGACUCUUGUGCACUUGUUCCACGCCAAAUUCAAGAUGUCUCUUCCCACCCUGCAAAGCUUGAAGACGAAUAAUAAAAGCGACUUAAACGAGUUACUCGAUCACGAAGGAAUAAAGCGCUGACGUUGACUUCCCUUCUGGAGCACUCGAAAUGAUGAGCAGAAUAUAAUGAUGCAUAACGAGAAAUAAUCUGCCGCUCGUGGCUUUGCAAAGUUUUCACGGGUUCCAAAACUUUGACUUGUCGUUGAUAUACCCUCCUCCGGGAAAUAUCACACAUUUCGUCGCAAAUAAAAAUAUGAAAAGCCGAAAAUGUAGGGUCAAGAUGGCGGAGGCGAAAGAGAGAACCUAUAAGACUGUCAUACAAGCAACUGGGAAGUGCAGAAAAUCCUGCGAUCAGCUGAUUACGUUAUUUCUCGUGGAAUAUCGAGAAUAAUGAAAUUAUAGAUGAUAUAUACAUAUAUCACAGAACAAGGCGAAAUUGAAACGUCGGCGAAAAAUAAUUCCUGCAAAGAAUCUCCGGAAUGUCAAAGGGAUUCCUUUCAGGAUUUACCCCGGUGUAUACAGAACUAAAUAUGUUGAUUUUAAAGCGGCACCGAAGUACUUCGAGUUAAAUAAAUAAUUAGAUCAUGAUUUUUCUCAAAAUGCAGAAUUUGUCUCCCCGUUGGGAUUUUAAGAGAUUCUGACCCUAUACUUGUUACAUUAAUUUAACCGACCCAGAUGAGGAAACAUAAAUCUCGUAGAAUCUGAUAUCAAAAGACGACGCAAAGUUUACCGCUAAGUCGAAACGUGUAAAAUAGAUUCGCAAGACUGUCUUUCGAGCGACAAGAGGAAUUGCAGAGCAUCUUGAGAUUAGAUGACAUUCUCAUUUUCGAAGCGACCUAAAUAAAAUGCAUAAGACCAACGUUCCCAAAUUUGAGGAAUCAUCGAGCUCGAAAAAUGAGCGAAACAUUCUUUUUUCUAAAAAAUAAACUCCAGUGAGUCAGUUAGAGCCCUGUCUCGAAAGUUGUUCCAAAUCUAUCUGGUUUUUCCGAUCCAUUCACUGGGAUUAUUCUCUGUGGCAAGGGAAAAUAUGAAAAGUCAAUGGAAAAUCAUGUGCAAAACGAGCGAAACGGAGAUCCGCCAUUUACGAGAAUACCUUUUAAUCAACGUUCGGAAUUGCGAGAAAUUGCAAAAGCAAGGAAUCUAUCUGGUUUUUCCGAUCCAUUCACUGGGAUUAUUCUCUGUGGCCAGGGAAAAUAUGAAAAGUCAAUGAAAAAUCAUGUGCAAAACGAGUGAAACGGAGAUCCGCCAUUUACGAGACUACCUUGUAAUCAACGUUCGAAAUUGCGAGAAAUUGCUAAAGCAAGGAAUCUAUCUGGUUUUUCCGAUCCAUUCACUGGGAUUAUUCUGUGUGGCCAGGAAAAAUAUGAAAAGUCAAUGAAAAAUCAUGUGCAAAACGAGGGAAACGGAGAUCCGCCAUUUACGAGACUACCUUGUAAGCAACGUUCGGAAUUGCGAGAAAUUGCAAAACCAAGGAACCUUCCCAGUGGAAUCUUUCCGCAAACCGAUAUUCCGCGACACGACUCGGACAGAAAUUUUCCACUGUACCGUGAAAAAUUGAAACUGGUGAAUAUCACGGAAGACACCGAAGAAGAAGCUGCCCCACUGUCGGUUUUCCCUGGGCUACAGGACGUUAUUCUUAUCCUGACAUCCAGCCGUUCGUGCGUAAAUAUCUACCAUACAUAUAAAUCACGAUUCGGACAGGACGAGUUCGAAAUAUUCUCAAUUAUAUUUUCGAGACAUCAAUCGAUAGUGCACGACAUCCGCGAAUUCUCGACCGAACGUUAUCGAAGUCUACAUUUCUCACCGUUUAAUAUAUCAGCGUCUUAAGAAUAAAUAAAAUCAGCGCACACGACUUAACACCGAGUAUACAAUCUGAUACAAUAUAUCCUAAUUAACAUCAAACACGCAGAGAGCACAUUGAAGUGACUCAUAAACCAUAAAUAAAUAAGUAUCAGACUGUACACUGAUAAAGAGUUCCUUAUCAGAGACCACCUUCCUCGUACCUUGUCAUUAUUGAUUUUUCUCUUCAUUUUUUAUAUCGAUCCGACGAUAACCAUACUGUAAACAUGCAAUCGCUCUUUUUAAUCUCCUAAUGUCUUUUAAUUUCAAUCGCGAUUGCAUCGUAUCGUGUUAUGUCGGAUAGUGCCGAUGCUUUUACACCGGAAAGUGUUCUUUCGUACGAGUACAAAAUUGAGUUUUUCGAAGGGAAAGAAAAUUCGAGAGAAAAUUCAAGGGGCAUCUCGUGGACGCGAGCCCAUGUAACUAGGAUGAAUUAUGAUCCACAGUAUUUACGGUUAUCGAUGUAUUUACAGUGCAUCGAACGUAAACCAUGUCCAGCUAACGACGGCCGUAUAUAGUCCCAGGAUUCGAUCAAGUCUCCAUAAUAAGCUCUGUACUAGCCGAUACAAUAAUUGCGCCUUAAUAGUAACGCCAUUACAGGGAAGCCUGGCGUUAAAAAGCAAUUUUCUUUUCGACCUUUCCGCUUAAAUGUCGAGUCAGCUUCGAUUUAUUCGCCCUCGAAAGAACAUUUCCUCGCACUAAACGAUGUUUCCAUUGGUUCCUUCCGAAGUAAACAUAUCGUCCUUUCGCAGAUCGGUUACUAUAUAAUUUUUAUUCCGUUUGAAUCGUUUCGUCCGCGCCAAACGACCACACAAAUAUCUUUCUUUUCUCCUUUCAGACCAAGUGAUUAAUAGUUAAUCACCUUUUUUAUAGAUUUUCAAUUAUUAGCCUCGAGAAAACUGUAUCCCUAUCCAAUGCAGGGCUCUGAUAAACUUUUUCGUAACGUAGGAAGUCAAUUGAAAUACAUUCUUGAAGAAACUCGGAUUUGGCAAUUUGUGUCUGAAAAGGGGAGCUGAAGGAUAUGGUAAAUCGUCUGUUAAAUUGUUAAGAAUAUUUCAUUUCUUAUAAGGUGUGAGGAUAAGAUGCAUUAAACUGCGGUUUAACGAAAUUCUCGAUUAACUUUAGGAGAAGUCAUCAAGAUCUCGUUGGCUUGUCUAUCGACAUUGAUUCUCUAUGAUUUAUAAAGAUAUCGUUGUACUUAAGGAAAAACUCUCUCGAUUGUGCCGAUGACACUUUACAAGGAAUAUAAUCGACUUCAUGAAUUUUCUUCGACUGCGCAGAUUUUUGCGUCGCAAUACAUGUUAGGAUUUCGAGCGAUUUUGUACAAAGCUUAGCAUAACUUCCAUCGAACUAGAAACUGAUGCAAAUACGAUGCAAGCUCGCUCUCAAAUACGAGACGAAAAUCGCCUAUCUCUGAAUAAAAUUAAAUCGACCAAUGACGCCUUUGAAAGGAACACACGCGAAAAGGUAUACCCGAAAACGCGUCGCAAUAGCAAGAAAUAACAUUCCGAAAAAUGGCUGUGCUGGGGCAAAAAUUGCACUUUCCAACAACAGUAAACAAAAAGGCUACCUUGUCGUCGACGGAUUGCGAAGAGCUUUGAGACUGUCCACAUUUUUCCUUUUUUAUCGUCAUCUGCGUUCCAAUGUUUCCCCCCUCUCCCUAAACAGGUGAGAAAAGUCACAAGAAUCUCCAAGGCUUUUUUUCCUGAAUUCAUUCAAAAAAUUAUUAAGUACCCACCUUAUUGAAUAUCAAAUCGACCGUCAUCUAUUUUCUCGCAGACUUCGCCUGUUAGUAACUUGCUACGAAAUACAAAUGUACGUUUGAAAUGCAUAAGAAACGUGCAAUUUUCGCCACAGCAUGUCACGAGUCGAAGAGCGACACCAUUUUUUACCUAACUCGAAGGGCCGACCUCUUCGCAUCCGCCAUUUUUUUUUCUUCUUCUUUCUUUUCAAGGAAUUUCGAUCCACUUUUCCGUUCCCUUUCGCGAACUCUCCGGUGUAAGCGUCUUCGCCGAUGUCCGAAAAGGGAAUAAGAGAAAUCCCGGCAAGGGUGUUCCAUGAUUUCUCGGGAUUUCGGAAUUUAGGGAACGCGAAGCGGUUGCUGGAAGAAGAGAAAUGGAUCUCAGUUCGAACGAGGCUCUACAUCUUCCCGUUCGCCGACAUAGACUCACUCGAAGGUGUUAAGUGUAAAUGAGUGUCACGGUAUAAAAGUCGACGUUGGAGUAGCAUACGACGCUAUAACAUGCCUAAUCUAUCUCCCUACUGUAACUACUUUCUACGAGAUAAAUGUUAAAGGAUAAAACAGAGAUAUAUAUAUAUAGUAGCAGAACGUGUACGCAGAAAAUGUCGCCGAUUAUUAUUUCGCUGUAAACGUAACGCCUAGCUAUGUUCCACUAACCCCGGUAAACCAUUUUACUUUGACACGACACACGAAGCAUUCUUGUACAUAAUGUUUUACUCUUGUAAAUAAAU
Messenger RNA from Orussus abietinus, 6142 nucleotides. It is a transcript of the gene dpr1, whose product is annotated as zwei Ig domain protein zig-8. NCBI's taxonomy places the organism in Eukaryota, Metazoa, Arthropoda, Insecta, Hymenoptera, Orussidae. Bases 3 to 611 code for a protein of 202 amino acids. Gene Ontology annotation, cellular component: neuron projection membrane. Gene Ontology annotation, biological process: synapse organization. The transcript has 4 exons. The record is from RefSeq and is a predicted model, not a curated record.